UCUCGUAGGCGCAGGUGUGCCCCUGAUAUGCGGCAACCUAACUAUCCGGUGUGUUAGUUUAUUUCUAAGUUGCCGCGUCCUUAAUUUCACUACGACUACGUUGGAUAAAAUAAUACUUGAGAAACAAAUUGCAACUUUACAGUUGAGAAAGAACCACGAGGCUGCACCACUGAUAUGUAUACUCAGUUUAUGCUCAGUUUACUAUACUAUUCAUUUGUAUUUACAUUGCAAUUUGAUUAUUGAGAUUUGACAGUGACCAAAACACACCCAAUUACUUAAUUGUUUAUAUUAUAUUAGUUACUGUAAUGGCAGAAUCAAAUCGUAGUAUAUGUUUAACACUGCCUAAUAGUAUAACAAAACAAAUUAGUACGUGUAAAAACAGCGAACAAUAUAUAACAAACUUUUUACAAAAUACAUUGCCAUCUAAUGAUACUUGCUCUAUACAAGACGAAUUGAGGAAGUCACUUAUACUCAGUAAACAUAAAAGUAAAUGGAAUAAAAAGAAAAGAUGUAAGGGGAAGCUGUUGACCAGUAGAAAACGAAUGCAACUUGGUUUGCGUAAAAUUGGUUGUAAAACUAAUAUGAAAUAUAAUGAUUUGUUACCAUUAAAUCAAUUAUGGUUAAACUAUAUGCAACAAAUGCUGGGUGACAAGUUUUUUAAUAAUGUACCAAAAGAUCCUACAGAUUCUAAUUGGGAAACAGUUAAUCAACAAUUAAUUAAAGCAGAUUUCCAUGGUGCUGAAGUGUCAGUUGUUGAAUCAAAAUGCCCUAGUUUAAUUGGAAUAAGUGGAAUAGUUAUACAAGAUACUAAAACUACCUUCAGAAUAUGUGGAAAAGACAAUGUCAUUAGAACUGUACCUAAGGAUGUGGUUGUUAUGAAUAUUUGUUUAAAUGGAGUAAAACUAGAAUUCUUUGGAAAAGAUCUUUCUAUUAGACCUACUGAACGAACAAUAAAAAAAUUAAAGAGUGGACGUGUCUAUGAACUCUGAUGUGUGAAUUGAUAUCUUCUAUUUGAUAUAUUCUAUUGUUUUGUAUCACAUAAAUAUUAAAUACAAUAAACAUUAACUUAUGUUUAUGCUACAAAAAGCAUGGAUUACUUUCUAUUAUCCAUCAUUCAGUUUUCUUUACAUGCCUGUAACUACAAACGUACCUACAGUCCCUAAAGGUUUCAGUGGUACAUGUAAAAUAAUGGUUUGGAGCUUAAUUCCAGAUUUAGUCAUUCUAUAUUUAGAUUUUAAUGAUGUUAAUGAAAAAUAUACUUCCUUGUAGUCCUCCAUGUUCAUGGAUGCCAGUUUGAGAAACACUUUGCUAAAUAAUAAAUCACUAUAUAAGAAUGUAAGAUAUCAGAGUGUUAUUUUUCCAUAGCGAAAUAGUGUCCAAUUUUAACAAAUAACAAAUGAAUACAUCGAAAUAUAUAAUUAAUAUAAAGAAGUACACAUUCAAAUCAUAUCACUAUUUAUUGAAAGAAAUUUAAUAGUGAUAAUCGAUUCACAUUUUAUAUUGACUUUCAAUAUUAUAGAGAUGUGGUUUUGUUUGUAUAAUUAACAAUCAAUCUUAGUACGUUUAUUUCCAAAUUUACUAAUAUUUUAUUAUAAUUUAUAAUAUCCAAACAAUGAUACAAUUACAGUAGUGCCACUGUAAUUCAGGGCAAUACACGUGAAUACAGUGAAAUUUAAUUGAUAAAUUAGGCACAGUAAGAUUUUAUUACAUUGUACAUUUAAAGUAAAACCUUCUGAUGUUUUAAAUAUAAUGUACAGCUUCAAUAACGGAACACUAAGAAUCAUAAAAUACAUUUUUUAAGGGGCCACGAUAAAUCGCAAAUAUUGAAUCCACGUAUACGAUGGCACUACUGUACUCUGUACAUUACUAUUUGAUUUUAAAACAGCAUUAAAUACACUUUUCAAUCUACAACUUUAUUCAUUACAUAAUUUCAAUGAAGAUGAAGUGAUUAUUAGGAAUGUUACAGAUUCUCGUCCGCAUUAUCUAAUUUUAACACUUUUAUUUAAUACAUGCAGCCAAAAUUACUGCACUCAUUAAAUACCAAACGAAAGUCACUUUAAAUAGACAAUAUCACAAUGAACAUUGUUCUACUGUAUGCGAAAAUGUCUGGUUACAUUGUCGUAUUAGUUUCUUUAACUUCCAACUUUCGUGUUAUGCUUAUGAAUUAAUGAGAACAAUUUAUAAGUGCAUACCUCUCAUUUAUUCUGAGAUGCGUGACAUAAGAAAAUGUCUUAUGCAAUAAAAUUGCUCUUUUAGGAACAUUGAAUGUGAGAUGUGCCAGAAAAAUGACUGAAUUUUUCCGACAUAUCUUGUACAUUGAUCCUGACCUGUUAGGAGAGCAUUUUAUACAGACAAUUUAAAUCAUUUAACGAGCAGAAACGUUAACAAUACGAUUCUGUCAUUUUCUACAUAUGCACUGAAAUCUGACCUCUCAACUUACAUUAAUACUUGUAUUAUAAUUUCAUCAUACAUUAAUACAAUGAUUCAACGAACAAUACAUCCAAAUAGGAUACUAUACAUACAUUAUAUUAACCAAAUACAAUAAAGUUAGAAAAAAAGCUUCAAAUUACAUUUAUCAAGACUGAACACGUUAAUAAACAAAAUUACAAUUAAUUUAUGUAUUUGAAAACCCUCGAAUAUUUUUACAGGCGUUGCAUGCUUUCAAUUUAACGUGUACAAAAAGAGGGUAAGGUAAUAAUAUUGUAGCCAACAUAAACAAGUCUUAGUACAUAUAUCCAUACAUCAAUAUGACCAAAUUGUUUAAAAAAAUUUUUUUUUUAAAUAGAUUAAAUACGUUUUUCGUCUAGUAAGAGUAUAUCAGAGAGCUACCUUUAUUAUCAUUUUUUUUUUUUUUUAGCAGAACAUAUAACAACGUUGCUAUUCUAUAUUUCACAUUUUAGCUGUCGGGUCAAAUGCUAGAUUUUUAUUUAUUCAUGCCACAGCAACGACACACACAGAUGCUAAAG
This is a messenger RNA of Hylaeus anthracinus, 2966 nucleotides long. It is a transcript of the gene Pop4, whose product is annotated as ribonuclease P protein subunit p29. The coding region runs from base 306 to 989 and encodes 227 amino acids. NCBI's taxonomy places the organism in Eukaryota, Metazoa, Arthropoda, Insecta, Hymenoptera, Colletidae. The record is from RefSeq and is a predicted model, not a curated record. Gene Ontology annotation, biological process: tRNA 5'-leader removal; rRNA processing. Gene Ontology annotation, molecular function: ribonuclease P RNA binding. Gene Ontology annotation, cellular component: ribonuclease P complex; ribonuclease MRP complex. The transcript has 5 exons.